GGCCGGCGCUGCCGUCAGUCGAGCGCGGCGGUCCCGCCGCCGGUCCCGCUCCUGGGUAUUCCUCGGCAGCCGGAGCGAGCGCUCAGCCCGGACUGGCUCUUUAUGCCGGCGGCUCUCGCUCCUACCGGGCUCUUUCCUUCCUCGCCGCUGCCCGGGGUCCAUGGCGGGGGCGCCCGGCGGGCCGUAGGUGUGGAGCUCAGAUCCAACACAAGACUCAUGUGAGCUUGCCACAUCUUGCCUAAUGGCAUAGCUCAUACUUUCACUUCUGUAAGAGAAGAGAUUUGGAUUCUUCCUGGUGGCAGUGAUCCUACCCAGUCACUGAGUUUCCAUGGGAUACAGAUCAUGUCACUGGACUGCAUUUGGGUAAAGGAUGAGUUCAGUGUUUCUCUGAGGAGUCUUCCAACACAUUUUCCAAGUUACCUUUUAAUGGUGUUCUAAGUGAGCAUAUAUGAAACAAAUAGUAUUGGAUCAUGAGUGAAGAAAAAAACUUUGGUGCAUCCCAGAAAAUGUUGUCUCCUUCAAGAAGUACUAGCAGCUGCUCCUCCAAGCAGGGAAGUCGACAGCAGGACAGCUGGGAAAUUGUAGAAGGACUCCGGGGAGCAAUGAAUUGUACCCAGGAGCCACAGAAGCAGGAGGGAUGCUUGCUGAAAAAGAGGAAAUGGCCUCUGAAAGGCUGGCACAAGAGGUACUUCUUUUUGGACAGAGGGAUUUUGAAAUAUUCUAAAUGCCGAGCUGAUAUAGAGAGAGGAAAACUUCAUGGCUGUAUUGAUGUUGGACUUUCUGUCAUGUCUGUAAAGAAAUCAACAAAAUGUAUAGAUUUGGAUACAGAGGAGCAAAUAUACCACCUGAAGGUGAAGUCUCAGGAGCUGUUUGAUGAAUGGGUAGCAAAACUUCGCCAUCACAGGAUGUACCGCCAGAAUGAAAUCUCCAUGUUUCCUCACGACGCCAAUAAUAUUUUCUUCCCUGCAUCUACUACUACAGAUUCUGUCCCUGGUUUCUGUGAUUCUACUCCAGGUAGAAAGGCAGGCAGCUUGACCAAACAGAAUUCAACAUCAACUGGAGGUAAUUUGUCAUUUUCAUUUUCAAGUAAUGAGUCCAGGAUUUCAUCUUGGCUACAGUCUUCUGAAGACAUGGAAAAAUGCUCAAGAGACCUCUCCAACUGUCACACAUAUUUACUGGAAAUGAACCAGCUGUUACAGAGCAUGGAUGUUCUUCACAGGACAUAUUCAGCACCUGCUAUAAAUGCUAUGCAGGUUGGACCUUUUGAAAGCCCAAAGAAGGAAAAGAGAGCACACAGGAGGUGGCGAUCCAGAGUUGUUGGGAAAGAGGCUAAAGGAAUGUUACAGGUGCCUUCAGUAUUUUCUGCCCCUAUGAGACUGCAUGCUUCCAAUCCAAACUUAUCUACAAUAGAUUUUGUAGAGGAGAAAAAUUACUCUGAUGGCUCUGAAACAUCAUCAGAAUUUACUAAAAUGCAGGAGGACUUAUUUCAUGUUGCACAUAAAGUUUACUUCACCUUGAGGUCAGCUUUCACCACCAUAUCUACAGAGAGAGAAAAGCUGAAGCAGAUGCUGGAGUAUGAUGCAUCCUCAUCUCCAUCUGCACAAAUAGUGGGCUUGAAGAAUGCCUUAACAUCUGCAAUAGCACAAAACACAGAUCUUAAAGACCGGUUACGCAGAAUACAUGCCGAAUCUAAGAUCAUUGAUUCAGCAUCUAAUGCAAAAUCGAGCCCAGAUUUGGCCAAGGAAAAUUCAAGAGAAGAAGGCAGAGGUCUGGUUCACCAGGUCUCCAAUGAAAGCAGACUGUCUAUCGCUGACUCACUCACAGAAUUUUUUGAUGCACAGGAAGUUCUCCUGUCUGCUAGUUCUUCAGAAAAUGAGGUAUCAGAUGAUGACUCAUAUGUAAGUGAUAUCAGUGAUAAUAUCUCAGAAGAUAACCUAAGCAAUGACAUAGAGAAUGAAAGACAAACUUUAGAUUGUAUUUCUGAAAGCGGAAUCGGAUGCAAUUCUAAACGGAGAACGUGUUUACCAGCUCCAUGCCCUAACACAAGUAACAUCAGCCUGUGGAAUAUCCUGAGGAAUAACAUAGGCAAGGAUCUCUCCAAAGUGGCCAUGCCAGUGGAGCUGAAUGAGCCACUGAACACCCUGCAGCGCCUCUGCGAGGAGCUGGAGUACAGCGAGCUCCUGGACAAAGCAGCGCACACGCCAAACCCCUUCGAGAGGAUGGUGUACAUAGCUGCCUUUGCAGUCUCUGCCUAUGCAUCCAGUUACUACCGAGCUGGAAGCAAGCCAUUUAAUCCUGUGCUUGGAGAAACCUAUGAAUGUAUUCGUGAAGAUAAGGGUUUCCAGUUCUUUGCAGAACAGGUCAGUCACCACCCACCUAUUUCUGCAUGCCAUGCUGAAUCUGUGAAUUUUGCUUUUUGGCAAGAUGUCAGAUGGAAAAACAAAUUCUGGGGAAAGUCCAUGGAGAUUGUUCCAGUUGGCACAACACAUGUAACUCUUCCAGUUUUUAAAGACCAUUUUGCAUGGAACAAGGUGACAUCCUGCAUCCAUAACAUCUUAAGUGGGCAAAGAUGGAUUGAGCACUACGGAGAGAUUAUCAUAAAAAAUCUUAAUGAUGACACAUGCCACUGCAAACUGACUUUCAUAAAGGCAAAGUACUGGAAUCCAAAUGCACAUGAGAUUGAAGGCAGUGUCAUGGAUAAAUCUGGGAAAGUUGUGCAUCGACUCUUUGGGAAGUGGCAUGAAAGUUUAUACUGUGGGACAACUUCAUCUUCAAACUGCAUAUGGAGAGCAAAUCCAAUGCCUAAAGAUUAUGAACAGUGGUAUGGAUUUACACAAUUUGCACUGGAGUUAAAUGAACUGGACCCACAAACUAGGUCAUUACUCCCAUCCACUGAUACACGUUUUAGGCCAGACCAAAGGUGUCUAGAAGAAGGGAAUAUUGAAGGAGCUGAAAUACAAAAGCAGAGGAUCGAGCAGCUACAGAGGGAACGACGGAAGGUGCUAGAAGAAAACAAUCUAGAGCAUCAGCCUAGAUUUUUCAGGAAAUCCAGUGAUGACUCCUGGGUGAGCAAUGGAACCUACAUGGACCUUAGAAAAGAACCUGGUUUUUCCAAACUGGACAAUCCUGUCCUCUGGUGAAAGAGGAGCUAAGUGAAGAGAUUCUGUGCUGUAUUUUUGGAUCUGAUUUAAAAGACAUAUAUAUAAAAUAUAACUAUAUAUCUAUAUCUAUAUAUACACACAUAUAUAUAUAUACACACUCACACAGAAUGUGUGUGGUGUGUGCAUAUGUGCAAAUGUGCAUAUCUCCAGAAUUGUGCUUAAUUUAGAAUCUGAUAAUGAAUUUGUUUCCUUUACUCAACUAUUGCAGUGAUUGUUUGAAUGUAUAAAUAUCCUAACUUCUUUUUAUAAAAUAUUUAAUAAAUAGUACUGAAUGUUAACAGAUGGAAGAGAGAGGAGCUUUUGCACUACUUUUUCAAUGUGUAAUAAUGUCAGUUCUGAGUUAAAUUAUGCCUUACUGAGUUGCAUUGGAGACAGCAGCAUCAGCACCUCCUAGCUGUGCUGAGGAAUCAGAGUGCAAGCCUUAGUAACUCAAACUGUAGGCAGACUUCCAUGGUGCAAUGAGUAGUUUAGCUGUCUCUGGGCUGGUAUAAAUUGCUAAAACAGAUUAUCAGCUGGUGCUGGAAUCUGGCUAUGAUCUUUGGCUGUCUGUAGGAAAGAUUUAAGUAAGCUUUUGCUUCUAUUAAAUUUCUUCUUAGCUUUAUGGAAGAGGUAGUUCUGAGCUUACACUGGUGGUUCUACUGCCUUAUACAUGAACUGUACCCGGUUAAAUGUAGUGCUAGAAAGUCAGGAAUCGCCAAAAUUUUCCAUUUUUCAGUUCAAAUUUAUGGCCCCAACAGGGCAAGAGGAAGAGAUCAUUUGUAUAUACUGCUUGAGCACUGACUAGAUGAAGAAGCUCUCUCUUUUUCCAGUAAGUGAAAUCUAUACAGAGCGUGAAAUCCUGUGCUUCCAUAGCUUCAUUUGUUUUUAUUCACUUAAAAAUUGCAACAGUAAGACUUUUUAACAAGUUAGCAAACUGAUUGUUUUAAGCUAGAAAUUUUUUCCUAGUAUUUUGAUAUUUUCUACCUCUUAAGAAAUAACAUAUUUAAAAUCUUAUAUUUAAAAAAUUACCAUCUGCCUUAUGGAGAAGUGUAUGGAGUCUUUGAUCUUCCUCUGUAUGUUUGUUAAGUUCAGAUAAAUAUUUCAAUGUCUUGCACUAAAUCAAUUGCAUCCCUUUCCUGUAAUUUUAUAUGUAUGGUUGUAUGGUUGUGAAGCUACUAAACCACAGGUCAGAAAUUUAGCAGGAAACAAAUGUAGCAGAAACCUCACUUUUGAAUGAAGAUUACAGAGAUCAGUAGGGCAGUAUUUUUGGGUUUUUUCCAUCCAAUCAGGAUGCCAUAGUCAUUAACAGAGUAAUUUGCAUUCCCACAUAUCUGCAACCCAAGCCUGAUCCAUGAUUCUUCAAAUCUGCCCUGUGUGUCUGCAGCUCUCUGGCAGCAGUGCAGUUUUCCACAUGAUAGAUCUGCAUCCUGUCACCACAUCAUUUUCUUUUCUUUACAUGACUUUUCUUUACUGUAAAGACACAAAACAAACCCGAAUGCUGACAUGUUAAAUUGGCUUAUGACUGGAAUAACUGGACAUGGCAUGGAUUAAGUAGACUCCUAGGAGGACAUACUAAUAGCUUAGAAAAGCUUGCACUUUACAGCAAUUGUGCUGCAUUGUUCUAGAGAAAAUCUAUUUAAAAUGGACCCAUGUAUUAUAUGUAACAUGAAGGAAAUACUAUGAAGGUUUUAAAUUUUAAACAAAAUCUUUGAUGUCAGAUUAGAUGUAUAUUUGAACUUUGUUUUCUGUUACCUUGAAGCCUCAUUGUCUGAGAGGCAGAAGAAUGCUUUUUCACCAUUUUUCAUUUUGCCCAGGAUCUCUGCCUCACAAUCAUUUCCAUAAUUUAUUACCAAAGAAGUCAGCAUAAUUAUAUCUAAUUAAUAUCUCUUCGAAAGACUUGACUACCAUGCCAGCAGCUUGCAACAAGGCAAAGUUCACAUUUAUAUGAAGACAAAAUCUGAUUUUGGGCUUUGAUUCCAAAGGAAAUCUUAAACUUUGGGGGCUGUUUGGCUUUUCAAGAAAAAUGUGAUUCUCUUCAUGACUUCCUCCCUUCCUGUCUUUUAUCCUUGUAUUAACUGUCAAAACCUGGCACAGAAAUGAGUUGAUAAUUGCAAUUAUACUUCCUGUUGGUAAUUACAAUUUAUACUAAAAAUAAGGUUCAUUUGAAAACAAAAGAGGGUAGAGGGAAUAAAAGCUUUUAAGAAAAGGAGCAAAAUUUGUGGAGGCUGCAUUAAGCUUGCUCACUGUCAUAUUUGGCAGCUACUGUGUCUGAUCUGAUUGCUGGGUUUGUAUAUUCUAUGUGUGGGGGGCUUCCCCAUACAGGUAUUAAACAAAACAAAUCUCAUGGGGUAUUUGAGUCAUGAUUUUUGAGAAAUCAGACUGGCAGUGCCAAGUCUGAUUUCUCUAGCACUCCAAACUGUUCAAAAUACAUGGGAUUAAUGACAAGAAGCAUUGGGCUGAGCAGUGCCUUAUAUAAGAAUUUCUUCAUCAAAAUUUCUGUAUCAAGAAAGUAAACUCCAGAAUUUUAGCAUUGUCUCCAUAUAAAAAUGUCUGAGAAUAAUCCAGGGCAUUUCUUAAAUGCAUGAACCAAAAUCAUUGAACAAGUGAUUGCUCCUUUUGUAAAUCUGUAAGACACAUCUCCAAACACAGUUUAACCAGUUGUGAAUGAUCCUCUGACUCCACAUUUCCAACUGCAGUAUAGUUUUCCCUGCUUACUUUUGUAUGAAAUAAUUGGGUUUACUUGUUAAACUUCUGUUAAUUGUAUAUUAAGAAGUGGAAGAAAUUUGUCUUGAUGUUAGCUCUGUGUAUUUCUGCAUGUAAAUAUAUUCAACAUUCACAAACUUAAUAUAUUCUAUAAAGUUAUUCUUGGUAAAAGAUGAAAUUUUGGUAAUUUUCUUCCCCAAAACUUCAGCUGUGUUAACGUGUACAAAAUUUAUAUUAGCUUUCUGCAGUAUAACUGAGACAAAUGUUAUUUUUAAUAACUGACACUGAGAGACUUUUUACCCACUAUUUCUACCCUGAAUGGUAAAAAAGAAUGUAUCAGACAACUUAACUGAUUCCUUUCAUACACAGCUGUGAUCCCCAAGGUGUGUAACUCAAUGGAUCAGUCUUAAAAUUUCCUGAUGACCCCUGCCUGCUGUUACAGCUCUCUUAUUUAAUGACUUUAUAAACAUUGCUUAAUAUGAUUUUGGAGGCCAGUUUGAGAAGCACUCAUGCAGCUCUGUCUUUCUCUAUUUUCAGAUUUGCAGGCUUGAUGCUUAGUUUCUGAUUUUGUGUAAAUUUGGGAUUGGAAAACAGCAUCACUUGUUCAGGAGAUGACUCUGGGUAGCAUAAAGUGUCCUUCAGACCAAGUGGAACUGGAAUGCAACAUUAAUCACUGCAUUCCUUUCUGGAUCUCUGUUCUCUGAGAUAUGCUUGAUGUGAUAGUUUGCCAGCACUGAACUACUUCUUUUAGAUACUUUUUGAAAUACAGUCUGUACUUAGGUUCUUUAUGCAGAGCUUGGAAAGUUAGAUGCCUGGAAGAAAGGCUAAAACCAGCCCAAAUUUUGGUAAGGAAACAUCCAGAAGAUCUGUUUUUCCACCAGCCAGUUUUCUUCGAAGGACUGGAAACGGGAUUGCUGCUUUCUUUUAAAAUCUGUCCUCUGAAGGACAUAACAGUUGCAAACACAGUCACCUUAUUACCUGGUAGCUUAGUGUUGAAUCCACUUCACUGUACAGAAAGAACACCAAUUCAUGGGACCAGAACUAGGGCCCAACCAGGGACACAUUUCACAUUGCACAAUGGGCCAGUGCUGGUCUCAAAACAAACAACCCUCCCAAAAAACCCAACCUCACUCCUUUCCAUGCCCCCCACUUUCCCUCAGCUGUUUACAGUCCUGUUCAGGUUUUCUAUGUGGUCCCUUAUGCAGUGUCUCAUUUUUCUCUUUAUUAGAAAAACUUGACAAAUAGGAAAACAGUCCAUUCUAACAAAUGGUAAAUCAUACCUAGAGACUGUAGUUAAAUUCUCUUCCCCAUAGAUUCCUUCUGUAUCUUUUCCUUUACUGUGCAUAAGACUUUCUUAGACUCUGGAGUCAGACCAGGCAAGGGUAGUGUGCUAGAUCUGCUCAGCAGAUCCUAAUUAUGAGUGUCCUUGCAUCUGCUUUUAUGUAAAUCUCUUGUGUUCUCUCUCCAAAUGACCAGCUUGGCAGAGCAGGAAACUUUCAGCAUGUCUUGCUUUGUUCAGUAUGGCUUCUUUUUUGGGUACAACUCAUGCAGAGGGAGCAAGCUGAAGAGGAGUGGAAAACUUGGCCCAUGGUGCAUUUUUAACAGAGAGAAGGAUGACAUCCAACCUGUCCACAUAACUGAAUACAUCUUGCAAGGGCUAAAAUGAGACAGUGCUAUUCAAAGGGGUGCUAUUCAAAGGGAUGCUAUGAAAAUGAAAGGGGUUUUUUUGAUUGAGUGUGUUUUCAUUCAUGAAUUAUGCCUACAAUAAAUAAAAUUCAGUGUUCACUAACUCAUCCUUUCUAUUUCCUAGCUACUGGUGGGUGCAACUUACUCCAGCAGCUGUGGGCUCAUAAGGAACACACAUUAUCUGGCUUACCUUUUGAAACUUAGUAAAUGCUGUAACUUACCACCAAAUAUAUUACUGUACUGCUCUUAGAUACUGUUCUUGCUGCAGCUUUUUGAAAGCAAUAAGAGAAAUUUUUCACAUGAGUAGCUGCCAUAUGCUAAAGAAUUAUUUUAAAGGGUUCAUUUUUUAAUAUAAAUUGUGGAUUUGGUGUUUUUAAUGUGUAAAACAAAACUGUAUUAAAGCUUAUGAGAAUGUUUGGGAUGCUGAUCCCCAUGAAGUGAUGGCAUCCAUCAGCUCCACACAUUGGAGAUGGCUGGCAUCCCUGAGAAUCUGAAAGUCUUUGUGUUAACAGUAUUUGUUAGUUCCAGUAUUGGAAAAACAUCCCACAUGUAUGAGGUAUUACAUAAACAAAGCUGCUAAAUGCUGAAUUUGUUGUUUGUUUUGAUAGGGCAUUAGUGAUUUCAGAAUGAGGAAUGGCAUCUUAUGUAUUAGAAUUAUUGCUGACUUUCAAAUAUUUGAGAAGUUUCUCUGUAGUCAGGAUAAUCCCUGUUUUAUGCUUCACUCCAAAAAUUUGUAAUAACAUUGGAGUACCUUGAUGCACAACUUGAUUUAUUAUUUUUCUCUCUGUAACCAAUUCAGUUGGAUGUUAAUAAAUCAUACUUGUGAAAGGUCA
This is a messenger RNA of Oenanthe melanoleuca, 8362 nucleotides long. RefSeq names its product oxysterol binding protein like 3 (gene OSBPL3). The record is from RefSeq and is a predicted model, not a curated record. Gene Ontology annotation, cellular component: intracellular membrane-bounded organelle; plasma membrane; perinuclear endoplasmic reticulum. Lineage: Eukaryota; Metazoa; Chordata; Aves; Passeriformes; Muscicapidae. Gene Ontology annotation, molecular function: cholesterol binding. The transcript is spliced from 24 exons. Bases 471 to 3140 code for a protein of 889 amino acids.